Thelazia callipaeda (thelaziosis nematode) is the source of this 2025-nucleotide messenger RNA. The record is from the annotation of a GenBank genome assembly. NCBI's taxonomy places the organism in Eukaryota, Metazoa, Nematoda, Chromadorea, Rhabditida, Thelaziidae.
AUGGGAAAGAAGAGAGACAAGAAAGGAAAUAAAAAACGUAAACAAAUCAAUAAGAGAGCAAUUCUAGAAUGCCUUGAUGGUACAACGCAAACUACAGAAGAAGUGUUGAGAGUUGACGAAAAUGAUGUUCAACGGAUGUGUGAACCACAUGAAUUGUACUUAACUGCUUUAAGCGAGAACAUGGAUAGCAUGCCCCAAGCAAAACUUUCACUUGGCCCUAUAUCAUAUGGAAAAGCUGGUAAUAAGAGUUCCUACAGAAAAGAAGCGGAUAAUUACUCCAGUCGUGCUGAUCAUAAAUUUCAAAUCGGAAAUUUUAAAGAAGCUUGCAAUGAUUAUUUCCUAGCCGUGAAAAUAAUGUACAAGCACGGAAAUAUAGAGGAUCGUCGUGGCAGAGAUAUGAAAUUAAUUAGAUUUUACCAAGAUAGAGGCUGUCUUUGCAUGUGGGCUCUUUAUAGGAAAACUGGAGAUAAGGAUCAUCUUGAGUAUUGUCUGCAGUUUUACAAUAGUUUAAUCCAAAACGAUCCUGGACACGCCCUUUGGUACAAAAGACGAGCACUUAUAACGCACGACGAUUGUAAAAACUUUAUGCAAGCAUACAAAGAUUAUGCAUCGUACAUAGCAAUGUUGCAAGCUUACAAUAUACCUGUGAAAAAUUGUGAAUUAGAAAACAGAGAAAAGAGUUUCCGCGCAGCUACAAAUUGGGCUUGGGACGCAGUAAUGAAAAGAGUAAAGUCUAAUUUUUUUCAAAGAAUAAAGCCUUAUCUAAAUCCGGACUGGAUAAACAUGUGGGCUUUAUGCCCGUGUAAUGAUGUACUAUUGGAAGAUUUCCUAUCGGUUUUUGAAGAACUGAAGGAUCCAACUAAUAAAUCGUUUCUGGCAGAAAGCGGCUAUAAGAAGGCUUUGAAAAGAAUGGCUCUAGGUUAUCACAGCUAUGUCGUUGACAUUUUAAUUAAGGCGUAUUCAUGUGGUGAAGGAUUAUACAGAGCGGAAGCAUUUCUGCUGCUUUCAUUGAUUUACUCUCAAAUACAUGGCUAUGAGGUUCAACAUUUCUUGAACGAAUUUGAAAAGUUUUGGGUACAAGAUCAGUAUAAAGUACCAACUAAUAGACGGAAACAAAUUUUUAUGCGCUAUAUAAGUUUAGGGCGGGGCAUAUCGAGCGAUCCUUUUAAGGAUCUUGAUCUAUCGAUGUUCUCUAACAAAGAACAAGCGCAAUUCUAUCUGCAAACUGCACUUACAGUAUGUCUGCGCUUACAAAUUUUGGAUGGUACGGAGGACCAAGUGAGGGAGGGAAUUUUAUUGACUAUGGUGAGGUUCGAGAGAAUUAAAAACUUAUGUGAACGUGCUAUUGCAGUCGACAAAGAUUCAUUAAUCAGCGGCUUACUGAGAGAAUAUGCAAUUAUGCGAAUAGCCAUAAAUGAUAAAACCAAGAGAUGUACUGCGCUGAAUUUGCUAGUGGAAUAUAUUGAAUCAAAUAAAAUUCGAUUCCAAUCUGAACAUAAAUCUUUUGCCUGUUGGUGUCUCUUCUACGCUUAUUAUAAUCUCAAGCCUCAUGAAGAAGCUUUGAAUUAUGCGAUUGAGCUUAAAAACAAGUUAUUGUUUCCUGGUUCUGUAGCAACCUUUAUAAUGAUGACAUUCAGCUCUCUGGAAAAACAAAGCUCUACUGGAAAUGUCUUAGAUAAGAUAGACGUUGUUACCGAAUGGCUUGAUGAUGAGCCCGAAAAUUUUUAUAUAUAUCAAGUCAUUACCGAUUUUUACUAUAGCUUGAAUUGCAAAGAAGAGGUGGUAGAGUAUGGAAAACUUACAAUAAAAUAUUGGCCACAUCAUUUUUUUCCUUCUUUAAAACGUUUGUUGGCAAACUUAAUUGUGAUUGAUGCUGCAAGGAUAGCAGAAAUAAAUCUUAGAAGAAGAGAUAUUUAUUCAGUUACUUUGCUGGAAUCAGAAAUGGUAGAAGGAUCAGCAGAAGGAAACGCAAAAAUGUUAUCAUCAGAAAAGUUAAUCAAUAGCACUGAUAGUGAAGAUGAUUGA